Cylas formicarius (sweet potato weevil) is the source of this 5388-nucleotide messenger RNA. It is a transcript of the gene p120ctn, whose product is annotated as catenin delta-2. The record is from RefSeq and is a predicted model, not a curated record. The transcript is spliced from 13 exons. The coding region runs from base 442 to 3147 and encodes 901 amino acids. Lineage: Eukaryota; Metazoa; Arthropoda; Insecta; Coleoptera; Brentidae. Gene Ontology annotation, biological process: cell-cell junction assembly; cell-cell adhesion. Gene Ontology annotation, molecular function: cadherin binding. Gene Ontology annotation, cellular component: adherens junction; plasma membrane; nucleus.
GGAGCGAAUAUCUGUCUGUUUAAGCCAUAAGCAAAACUGUGCAUAGCUGUAAAAAGUUUCAUCGGAAGAGUGAAAAAUAUAUGUAUUUGACAGUGCCGCCGGCGUAAGUGGUGAAUUUUCAAAAACGUUUUAGUUUUUUGCGAUGUGAUAACCCUUCAAGAAACUGCAGCGAAAACAAGGCAACGUUUAGUGGCGGUAUUAUUGGUGACGUAGUCUCCAUUAUACCUGUGCUCUGUGACCUUCCAAGGCUUAAAUUAAAAAACAUGUUAGAAAUACAGCAAAUGUCGAUAAACAAAGUGAAACAAACAAAUAAGGAAUUGAAUGUAGGCUGACCUGAUCAUAUAAGGCUUGGUGAAUAGGAGGGUGGAACAAAGACAAGAACGCAGCGUUACCCAUACUGAGGUGACACAAAGGAGGGUUUUGCAAGAACAGGGCCCCGAAAUGCAGCAUUAUAAGGGUCCUGAUUUCUCAACACUAAACGAAGGAGCGUAUCAUUCACAUAGUAAUGGUCAUUCGGAACACUCACCUAAUUCCAGCCACAUGUCUGUUCAUAGUGAUGAGCCUUUAGUUCGGACACAAAAACAGCAGACUACGCAACAAGUUACUACGGUGACUAAAGUUGUCCGCGAAGUCCAACAAAUCGGAGAACAGCCUGGAGAGUACAUACCCGUACCUCUGGGAUCAUAUCCUCAUAGUUCGCAUUACGCUGAUUAUAUUGAACAGCCGCCUCACCACAUGUAUUCUCAAUAUCAUCAGCAUCCUCACUAUCAGGAUUUCGACCAUUAUCCUAACCCCUAUGGGGCAUACAUGGGGUACCCUGCUGGGACCGAAAGGCCUCCAACUCCUCCUAGUCCUAGUGAACAUAGUGGGGAUCCUUCCCCGCUUCCUUUGGCCGCUCAGCCUAUUGCUCCAUAUUUGGGUUCAGGAUACGAUGAGCUUCCUGAGCACUAUAGGGUAACUCCAUCACCUGGUGGCCCAAUAGGUAUAGACCCUUACCAGGAUGACCCGGGAGUGGUUUACGGAUAUGUCUCGCCGUCGCCUUAUGGCGCUGCCCCAUUGUCACGUCCUUAUGUAGAUAGUCUUAAUGGUCCGGUCCCUGUGGGGCCUACCAUGAGAAUGUUUGAAGAAGAAGAUCUUCAAAAGCAUAUAAGUAAAAUGUCUUUACACGGACAUAACGUCGGAUUACCCCACGAAAGAGUUCAUAUUGCCUCCCCUGGUAGUAUUGGUGGGGAGGAAGACCAAAGAGGUAUGCGUUGGCGCGAUCCCAAUCUUACAGAGGUUAUAGGGUUCCUAAAUAAUCCCAACAAUGUGAUCAAAGCUAAUGCUGCAGCCUAUUUGCAACACUUGUGUUAUAUGGAUGACCCCAAUAAACAAAAAACUAGAGCUCUAGGUGGAAUACCGCCACUCGUUAAAUUAUUAAGUCACGAAAGUAUAGAAGUUUACCGAAAUGCUUGCGGAGCACUAAGAAACUUGUCCUACGGCCGGCAAAACGACGAAAACAAAAGGGCGAUUAAAAACGCGGGCGGCAUACCAGCACUAAUUAACCUUUUAAGGAGGUCCAGCGAAGCGGAAAUUAAGGAACUCGUAACCGGAGUUAUCUGGAAUCUGUCGUCGUGUGAAGAUUUGAAACGAAGUAUUAUAGACGAUGGUGUUUUAACCAUUGUCACUUAUAUUAUCAUUCCACAUUCCGGUUGGGAUCCUCAGGGUAAUCAUGGCGAGACAUGUUGGUCGACAGUGUUUAGAAACGCUUCGGGUGUGCUGCGGAACGUCAGUUCGGCAGGAGAAUAUGCCAGAAAAAAAUUAAGGGAGUGUGAAGGCUUAGUGGAUUCGUUGUUGUUCGUCAUCCGCUGUGCCAUAGAAAAAUCCAAUAUAGGCAAUAAAAUUGUUGAAAACUGCGUCUGUAUAUUAAGAAACUUGUCAUACAGAUGUCAAGAAGUGGAAGAUCCGAACUAUGACAAGAACCCACUGCCUACUCAAAGUAGGGUGGCAGCUAAUACCUCGAAAGGCGAGAAUUUGGGUUGUUUUGGUGGCAGCAAGAAGAAGAAAGAAGGUCAGUCGUCAGAAACGAAAGAAAGCAAUUUUGCUUCUUCGAAUUCGGCGGGCACCUCGAGUUCCACCCCUCGUGGCGAGCCUGUGAAAGGAAUGGAACUUCUAUGGCAGCCGGAAGUAGUGCAAUCUUAUUUGGCUUUAUUGCAUAGCUGUUCGAAUCCGGAAACCCUGGAAGCAGCCGCGGGGGCCUUACAAAAUUUGGCAGCUUGCUAUUGGCAGCCUAGUAUAGAAAUAAGGGCAGCUGUGCGCAAGGAAAAAGGCCUACCCAUUUUGGUAGAAUUACUACGUAUGGAAGUAGAUAGGGUAGUCUGUGCCGUAGCGACGGCGCUUAGAAAUUUAGCAAUAGAUCAGCGUAAUAAAGAGUUGAUAGGAAAAUACGCCAUGCGGGACUUAGUUCAGAAACUUCCUUCGGGAAACCCUCAGCAUGAUCAGGGUACUUCAGAUGACACUAUAGCAGCAGUUUUAGCUACUUUAAACGAAGUGAUAAAGAAAAAUGCCGAAUUUUCCCGGUCGCUUCUGGAGGCCGGCGGCGUCGAAAGACUGAUGACUAUUACAAGGCAACGACAGAAAUACACCCCAAGGGUGCUGAAGUUCGCCGGACAAGUGCUUUUUACUAUGUGGCAGCACCAGGAUCUAAGAGACGUCUACAAAAAACACGGAUGGAAGGAACAGGACUUUGUCACAAAAACGGUGGCUGCACGGAACGCGGGUCCAAAUUCACCCAACAAUGCUAACAGCACCCUCAAUCGACCCAUGGCAUCUCAAAGUGGAACACGGUACGAAGACCGAACUAUGAAACGGUCCGCCCCAGGUCCAAGAGGUCCAGUAUUUCGGGACGAGAUUCCGAUGGCCGACAUGGCGUACCCCGAAAAUGCACCUAUAAUAGGUCGACCAUAUCCUCCUGGUCCUCCUGGUCCGAACCCACCCCCACCGGAACCCUUAUACGCCCAGGUAAACAUGGAAAAGAAACGUAAUCGUCAGCCAAGCCUUGGCAAUGCGAGCCUGAAUCAUGUGAGCGAUGGACAAGCUCAAGCGCAGUUCCAGUCGCAGCCCCCUCCGCUUUCUAGUAUGCCUGCUGGAAAAGAUUCCUGGGUCUAAAAAACUCACUUAUUCCCUAGUACGGGUUCUGGUUAUCGAAUUGUUUACAAAAAUUUAGGAAUCACUUGUUUACGUGAUGCUUUGUUUGGUAUAAGUUGAUGAUAAGGUCGAUGAGGCUAUUGUUUGCUGCCGUGCAGUAGCUAUCUCCUAACUCCAUCAAAUACAUACGAUAUCAAUAUUUAUUUGUAAAUCGUUCAUGUUCAACAAUCACCAUUAUUUCUAGACAUAUAUGCAUGUUGCGGUGUUGUCACAUUCCAGUGUUAGACAAUUGUAGUUUUUUGCAGAUAACCAGUGAAGAAAAAUUUCUCAUCAUUAAGCCCCUCUUUUCAGUCUUGUACAACAUUUAUUGAAAUUCAAAUUUGUUUUUUACUGUUUUGAAUGGAAUUUUUAAUAUACUGAGUGUUGCCUAAAAAAACUGGAUGUUUUCGGGUGUAAAUUUUUCCAAAAUUCUAUAUUAAAUUUGAACAUUUUCUUAUUAAUUUGUGUCUCAGAUGCUUCAACUCUUCUCUCAUCAUUAAGUUCCUUUCUAUUAGCUUUGUGCAAGAAUUAGUGAGAUUAACUUUUUUUUAGUGUUUUAAAUGGAAUUUUUAAUAUACUGUGUGUGCCGUAAAAAAAUCGAUGUUUUUCAGGGUUUAAAUUUUUCCAAAAAUUUAUAUUACAAUUAAAAAAUGUUCAAUUAAUUGUUGUCACAAAUGAUUCAUUUUCUUGGAACUCUUCUUUUCUCUUCUUCAAGCUCCUUUUUUUAGUGUUGUUCAACAAAUAUUGAAAUUGAAAUUUGUUUUUUUAGUGUUAAAUGGAGUUUCUAAUAUUCUUAGUGUCCUCUAAAAAAGCGAAUGUUUUUCGAAGUGUAAAAAUUUUCCUCAAGGGAUUCAUUUCCUUGCAACUCUUCUGGUCUCAUCAUUAAGCUCGAUCCCUUUAUUGAGUCUUGUACAACGCUUAUUGAAAUUAACAUUGUUUUAUAGUGUUUUAAAUGACACUUUUAAUAUACUGAGUGUGUGCUACAAAAACUGCGACUCUUUCUCAUGAUUAAGCUCCCUCCUUUUAGUCUUGUGCAACAAUUUUUAACAUUAAAAUUAGUUUUUUAGUGUUUUAAAUGGAAUUUUUAAUGUAGUGAGUGUCCGUUAAAAAAACUGGUUAUUUUUCGGGCUGUAAAUUUUUCGAAAAGUUUUUAUUAAAUUUAAAAAGUUUCUUAUUAAUUUUUGUAUCAAAAGAUUCAUUCUCUUGCAACUCUUCUCUCAUUAUUACGCUUUAUUGAGUCUUGUGCAACAAUUAUUGAAAUUAACUUUUGUUUUAAAUGUAAUUUUUAAUAUACUGAGUGUCCCAUAAUAAAGUAUAUGUUUUUCAGAGUGUAAGUGUAUACUAAAAUUUAAAUAAAUUCAAUCAAUUUUGGUCACAAAUAAUUCAUUCUCUUGUAACUUUUUUUUUCUCAUCAUCUAGCUCCCUCCUUUUAGUCUUGUGCAACAAUUAUUGACAUUAAAAUUUGUUUUUUACUGUUUUAAAUGGAAUUUUUAAUGUACUGAGUGUCCCCCAAACAAUUGGGUGUUUUUCGGGGUGUAAAUUUUUCUAAAAGUUUAUAUUAAAAUAAAAAUAUUACUCGACACUACUCUUCUUCAACUCUCAAAACUUUCCAUGCGCUUAAUAGUUUGCCCGAGAUGCAAAAUAUCACCGAACAGACUGAAACGGAAACUUAACAGGCUUUACUAUUGUGAUAUUAAUUCUGAAGUCGUUUUCCAACACCCGCAGAUGGCAUGUAUGUAUUUAGAAAAUCGCAACUAAGUAUUCGUUGACUUGCGCUAUAUAGGCCUAUUUAUAUUAUAGUUGUUUUGGUACAAUAUAGAUAUUUUGUAAGCUUUUAGAUAAUUAUUUUGUUAAAAGUCGUUGGUGUAAAAAAGCCUUUCCGAGUAAAAUUUUUGUACAUAGUUGAUAAUCCAGUCCCGAGAUCUACUCUGUUAUAUAUCAAUGUUCGGUCGUAUGUUCAGAUAUAUAAUGCACUGAUUCAUAUAUUAAAUAUAUAAUAUUUAGUUUGUGGUUUACUGUGAUGAGCUUCAAGUGAAAAAAAUUGCCUGUAUAUAUUGAUUUGCGUCAAAAUUAUUUUACUGCAAGUUUUUUUUUUAUUUUUUUAUUAUACAAUUUAUUUUGAAAAUGGUUUUAUUAUAUACUUAAAUUAUAAUCAUAUAAACACAUUAUAGAGAAGGCAUUGUUUGUUUCGUUAAAUUAUAUUUUACGUCUAUUGAUUUUUUU